AUGUCACUCUCUUCUGCUCAAAGAGUUUUUCUUGAAUCAACAGCAUCGGUAGAUCCAGAAGGACAUAAACCUGUUAUUUUAUGUCUUCAUCAAAUUUUCGGAAGCGUAUACACAUGGAGACAUCUCAUGCAACCACUUGCUAAUGCUACAGGUUGUCAUGUAAUAGCUUACGAUAGGGUAACUUGGGGUUUCACCGAAAGGCCAACACAAUGGGAGGAAGGCAAAAAUCCUUAUACACAAGAAGCUUCAUGUGAAUUUGUAUUGAGGUUUUUAUCAUGUUUAGGAUAUGCAAAUAAAAAGAUUAUAUUUGUUGGAUCAUCUGCUGGUAGUGCAAUUAGCUGCUAUCUCUCAAUAAAAUAUCCACAUAUUGCUUUUGCUUUAAUUUUUCUUGGUCCUGCUAUAAAACCUUUAAUGAUUGAAAAUAUUAAUCAAUAUAUUUAUGAGUCAGGUUUAGAGUCACCCUCAGAAAAUGACAAUAAUAAUGCGUCAUCAUUUUUAACAGAAAUAUCUCAUUCAAAAGAAAAACAACAAACAAAAUCCUCAGAAUUGGAAAUAUCACCACCUGUUCGCCUUCCAACAACACCCGAACAAUCUCCAACUAGAAGGAAAAAAUCUCGUGAAGACAAAGAUUCGAUAUUUUCCUUGUUUUUUGGUUCUGCCUCAAGACCUUCCUCACCAAGCUAUGAGCCAAUUUUACAAACGAUGAAUCAUUUUACUUCUAAAUCAAAUAAAUCGAGAAAUUCUACUUUUAUUAGAAAACAUUCAGCUGAAAAUCUCAAAUCUGCUUUAUCUUUACCACAAACUGAUGGUCCAAGAAGAAAAUCUUUUGAUUCUGUACAAAACGAUAUAAAUGCUAAUUAUGUGGGUUAUUUCCCUCCUCCCGAAAUAGCUCAUUUUACUCAUCAACAAUCUAUUCAUCAAUCAUCGCCAUCAUCAGCUGAUUUUAGAAUUCAUCGACGCACAAGAAGUUCAGAAAGUGAUUCUGUUUUAGAUUCCGGUAGCUUACAUUCAACCGCUAGUAGUAAUACUCUAAUAAAUCCAACCCCUACUAAAGAAAAGAAAACUAUUUUCCCCAAAUGGUUUAUUAGAAAAGGAUCAAAAGAUAAAGAAAUACCGGCACCACCAGAAGCUUCUUCUCGUAAAAACUCAGAUGCAGAACCCUACAUACAUACUAAUUUGGUAAUAACACCAACAUAUGAUAGGGAUGAUCCUUUUGGAUCAAUUAUUACUCCUACUUAUCCUAAAUCUGCUACAUUACCUGGAAAAAAUGACAUUCCUUGGAUUAAAUCAAAAAAAGAUAAAUCAGGAAAAAAAAAGGAUUUGAUUUUAAAUGGAAUCAAUCUUGAUACCGAUUUUGUUGAUAUGAAUGAUAUUAUAAGAAAUCCAAAUUACAUGUUAUACGAUGAACUCCAACCAGAAAAAUCAUUCUACGAUGGAUCAGAAAUAUGGUCUCCACCUGAAUCAUGGGCUUUUACCAUACGAAUUUUUCGUCCUGAUUCAACUUUUGGUACCGUAAAUUGUUCAUUAAAUACUACCACUGCUGAAUUAUGUCAAAUGUUGGGGAAAAAAUUCUUUGUUCAAGAUAUCUCAAAAUAUAAUUUAUUUGUAAAAAGACACUAUUUAGAACGUGUGCUAACUUCUCAUGAAAGACCAUUAAAAUUACAAAAAAUAUGGCUUGAACGAGCAGGUUAUACUGAAAAAGAUAAUUUAGAAGAUCUGGGUAGAGAAGAUAAUAGUUAUUUGGUUCGUUUUACAUUUCGUGAAACAACCGUACCGAGAUUCGAGGAAGAAGUUAAUAUCUCAAAUUUUCAACAUGUUGACCUUCAGGCACGCAAUUUACAAACUAUCCCUAUAUUUCUUUAUAAACAUGCCCAUGUCAUUCGAUCACUUAAUGUUUCACAAAAUUUGAUGCUUGACCUUCCAACUGAUUUUAUACAAUCAUGUACUCAACUUCGUGAGCUUCACCUAUCUUCAAAUGAUCUUGAACGAAUUCCUCAAUCUGUAAGACAAUCUGAACUGCUAUCGAGCCUCAAUAUAAAUUCAAACAAGCUCAAAGAUUUAGAUCAUGCUAAACUUGAUAAAAUUAAAGGCAUAUUAAAUCUUCAAGUAGAAAAUAACAUGCUUCAAAGUUUGCCAGAAUACUUUGAACGAUUCACCACUCUUAACUUUCUUAAUAUUGCCAAUAAUUCUUUUACGGAAUUUCCAUUGGUUAUUUGUAAAAUAACAACACUUUCAAAACUAGAUGUUAGCUUCAAUAAAAUUUCCUCUAUCCCUGAUGAGAUUGGUCAACUAGUCCACUUAAAAAGACUAUUUAUGAUAGGAAAUCAACUUGCAGAUUCAUUACCUAACAGUUUUAAAAACCUAACCUCUUUACGAGAAUUAGAUAUUCGUAAAAACAAAAUUCAAAAUUUAGAUGUAAUUUCUUCAAUGCCAAACAUUGAACGUUUAUUAGCAGAUUCAAACAAAAUCAGCAUGAUAAAUCUUUCUUCAAGAACACUACAACAAUUAAUAUUGUCUAGUAAUCGUUUUACACAAUUUGGGUUGUCUGCGCCAGCAACUUGUCUUACAGUUCUUUCUUUAGCACACUCAAAGCUUACCACAUUGCCCGAUGAACUAUUUGAAAACCUUCCUGCAAUUGAAAAAAUUGAUCUGAGCAAUAACCAAUUUGUUUCGCUUCCAAAAACAAUCGGAUUAUUAACAAGAUUGACACAUUUGUCAUGCGUAAACAAUAUUCUCUCUGAGUUACCUGGCGAAAUUAGUACUUUAGUGUCUUUACGAGUAUUAGAAAUUCGUAAUAACAAUUUAACUUCACUUCCACAAGAAAUUUGGUUAUGUAACAAUUUAACAGUUUUAAAUGCCAACAAUAAUUUAACCGUAGAAAUAUUUCCGGCGAUUUCAUUAUUAAUGGAACUUAAAAUAUUAAAUCUUUCAUUUAAUGAUUUAGAUGAAAUUCCAACUGGCGGUUUAAUUAAUCCUUACCUGACAGAAUUAUAUCUUUCUGGUAAUCAAUUAUCAUCAUUACCUGAUGAUAUUGAAAAAUUGUCAAACUUGAGAAUUUUACAUGUAAAUGGUAAUAAGCUACAAACAUUGCCAGCUGAAUUAAGUAAAAUAAGAAAAUUGAUUGUCUUAGAUGUUGGAAGUAAUGCUCUUAAAUAUAAUAUCGCUAAUUGGCAAUAUGACUGGAAUUGGAAUUGGAAUAUGGAGCUUAAAUUUUUAAAUCUUUCUGGUAAUAAAAGAUUUGAAAUCAAACAUGCACAUGUCACAGAGAUCAAUCCACUUAGAGAUAGAAAUCUUGCAGGUUUUGGUGCUUUAACCCGACUCAGUGUUCUAGGUUUGAUGGAUAUUACACUAUUGAAUUUGACAGUACCUGAUGAAAAUGAUAAUAGGCGUAUUAGAACUUCAUCAUCCGAAGUUAAUUCUAUGUCGUAUGGAAUGGCUGAUAUAUUAGGAAUAAAGGACCACCAUCUGUCAAUAUGGGAAACUGUAAUUCCAAAAUUUCGUAGUCGUGAUGACGAAUGUUUAUUUGGCCUUUUUGAUGGGAGAAAUGGUCCGGAUCAAGGUGGUCCUGUUACCAAAUAUUUACACGAUUGGUUUCCGUAUCAUUUCAAGUCUGAGCUUGAGAAACUCAAAGACAAUGAAACAGUUGAAUCAGCAAUCAGAAGAACCUUUUUGGGUUUAAAUAAAGAACUUGGUUUAAAAGUUUUCAAUUCAAGUUUUGAGAAAGAGUAUGCCAGAGAAAACGAGAGUAAUCAUCAUCAUUCAAUAUCAUUACAAAUUGGUAAUAAUAAAUCGGGCGCUUCUGGCUUGAUAGCAUAUAUUUCAGGAACAAAAUUAUACGUUGCAAAUGUUGGUGACACCACAGCGGUCAUCAGUCGUAAUGAUGGUAAUGCACAUGUUAUUGCAAAAUGUGAAGAUCCAACCAGUACAAAUGAAUUCCAAAGAAUAAGAGAAGCUGGCGGAUUUUUAUCUCAUGAUUUUUUGGUGAAUGGUGAAUUUAGUGUUUCUAAAUCAUUUGGACAUUUUCAUUUAAUGCCAAUUAUAAAUUCUAAUCCAGUGAUUGAUGUGAUUGAAUUAUCAGAACAAGAUGAGUUUGUCAUAUUGGCAACAAAGGGAUUAUGGGAUUGUAUGAGUUAUCAGACAGCUGUGGACAUUGCACGAACUGAAAAAAAAGAUUUGAUGAUGGCCGCACAGAAAUUACGUGAUUUUGCUAUUGCAUAUGGUUCGGAAAAAAAAUUAAUGGUAAUGAUUAUUGGUGUGGGAGACCUGUUUUGUCGAAGAUCAAAACCAUCCACAAAUACAGGAGACCCUAAUUUUAAAAAAGCACAAUAUAUCACAGAAGAACCAGGAACAACCUUUUUCUUUGGUACUAGUAAGAAGCGUAUUAGAAAAGAAGAAGUCCCUAGUGAUUCAAUGAUGGCAAGAUUACAAAAAGAAAUUUCUCCGCCAACCGGACAGGUUGCUUUGGUUUUUACUGAUAUUAAAAAUUCAACAUUUUUAUGGGAAACAAUCCCGGUUGCAAUGAGACAUGCAAUAAAACAACACAAUACCAUAAUGCGUCGUCAAUUAAGGAAUAUAGGUGGUUAUGAAGUUAAGACUGAAGGAGAUGCUUUCAUGGUUUCUUUUCCAACCGUAUCAUCAGCUCUUCUUUGGUGUUUUACUGUACAACUUCAACUGCUUGAAGUUGACUGGCCCCAAGAAAUUAUCGAUUCAGAUGAUGGUAAGGAAAUUUAUGGUGGCGAAUAUAAUGAGUUGCUGCAUAGGGGCUUAUCAGUUAGAAUGGGAAUACAUUUAGGCGUACCAGUAUGUGAAACUGAUAUUGUAACAAAAAGAAUGGAUUAUUUUGGGCCAAUGGUGAAUAGAACUGCUAGAAUUUGCAAUGCAGCUGAUGGUGGUCAAAUAUGUGUCAGCUCAGAUGUCGAGGCAGAAAUAAGAUUGUUGGAUGGUCUGAUGGAUGCAAAUGAUCACGAUUCAUUGUUUAAGAAAAAUGGCGAAUAUGAUGAUUAUUCAGGGCCAUUAACAACAGUUACUACUAAUACUAUAGUAAAUAAUCCAGUUAUAUUAGAUAAAAAUCUUAUUGCAUUAAGAAAAAUGGGGUUUGUUGUUAAAAACAUUGGAGAAAAAAAACUUAAAGGAUUGGAAAAUACCGAAGUAUUAUCAUUAGUUUUUCCGGAAGCACUUAAAGGUCGAAUGGAAGAAGGUCAACAAAAUAGGAUCACACAAGAGAAUAUUUUCCCACCUUCAUGUGUGAGACAACUUGGAUAUCUUUGUUUACGUUUAGAACGUAUUACAUCAGGAAAUAUAAACAAUCAAUAUAAUUCAGCAAGAAAUUCCCGUGCAGAUUAUUUAACAGGCUUAUUAACUUUUCAUGUUAAAGAUAAUGCAGACGAUGAAGAAUUGUUAAGGAUUAUGGAAAGUUUAAUAACAAGAAUUGAGAACGUUAUAUCAGCUUUAUAUCUUAAAAAUGUUAGCAAGCAUACUCGUAUACGUGAAGAGUUUGGAGAAACUACUCAAAUUGAUCCGGAAUAUAUAAUUGAUGCAUUACGAAUGUACAUAAAAAUGGUCGGAAUUAAUAAAACAAAAAGCAAUAAAUGUGAUGGAUCACCAGCAUAA
Entrophospora sp. SA101 is the source of this 5610-nucleotide messenger RNA. The record is from the annotation of a GenBank genome assembly. NCBI's taxonomy places the organism in Eukaryota, Fungi, Glomeromycota, Glomeromycetes, Entrophosporales, Entrophosporaceae.